AUGAAUCCAUCUCUUCUUCAUAAAUUCUCACAACCUUCGGACCAAAGAAUCAUACCCCUCUCUUUAAGCCAUUCAAACUAGUAAAAGAUGGGGAUACUGAAGAAGAAAAAACACGACCGAAAGCCGUCGUUUAAGAGUGUUUUAACCUCAAUAUUAGCUACACAAGCCGCAAUAUUCCUCUUGUUGCUCGCCGGUGUAUCCCUUGCUGGCACAGCCGCCGCAUUUAUCGCUACCAUGCCACUAUUCGUAGUAUUCAGUCCGAUUCUCGUACCAGCUGGUAUUACCACUGGUUUACUGACUACAGGUUUAGCAGCCUCCGGUGGCGCCGGUGCGUCGGCUGUCACCAUCGUCCUGUGGCUCUACAAGCAAGCAACGGGCAAGGAGGCACCACCUGCCCUAACAAAAAUUUUGAAAAAAGUAGUACCUGGAGGAGGUGCUGCAGCCGCACCAGCAGCCGCACCGGCAGCAGCGCCAGCAGCAGCACCGGCAGCAGCGCCAGCAGCGGCACCGCAGCAGCGCCAGCAGCGGCACCGGCAGCAGCGCCAGCAGCGGCACCGGCAGCAGCGCCAGCAGCGGCACCAGCAGCUAAGCCAGCAGCGGCACCAGCAGCUAAGCCAGCAGCCGCUCCAGCACCUGCUCCAGCACCCAAGCCAUGAGACAGCAGCCGCACCGAGUAUAUGAAAAGAAGUGGUGGGUACAUAAAAAAAAAAUUAUAAUUUUACGUGGAGAUGAAAUUUUUUUCAAGUAAUAUUCUACUAAUGGAUGUCGUGGUACAAAAUAAUAACUAAUGUAAGCAUUCUGUUGUAUAGCACUUUAAGAAAAACGAAGCGAUGUACUCUUACAGUUCAUAUUACUUGUUGUUUUAAGUUUAUGU
Molecule: messenger RNA, 874 nt
Organism: Raphanus sativus (radish)
Lineage: Eukaryota; Viridiplantae; Streptophyta; Magnoliopsida; Brassicales; Brassicaceae
Product: oleosin-B1-like
Biological process (GO): sexual reproduction; lipid storage
Cellular component (GO): membrane; monolayer-surrounded lipid storage body; extracellular region
Source: RefSeq, a predicted model, not a curated record